Corticium candelabrum is the source of this 1321-nucleotide messenger RNA. Its product is annotated as 3-hydroxyisobutyryl-CoA hydrolase, mitochondrial-like. Gene Ontology annotation, molecular function: 3-hydroxyisobutyryl-CoA hydrolase activity. The transcript is spliced from 16 exons. Gene Ontology annotation, biological process: L-valine catabolic process. The record is from RefSeq and is a predicted model, not a curated record. Bases 22 to 1203 code for a protein of 393 amino acids. Lineage: Eukaryota; Metazoa; Porifera; Homoscleromorpha; Homosclerophorida; Plakinidae. Gene Ontology annotation, cellular component: mitochondrion.
CGUGAUCAAUCUUGAUGCCUGAUGGCUGCUAGAACUGCUUUCGCCUGCAUUCGCUCGCUACAGUUUACAUCAAGGUCGACAAGACGUCUUUCUCUUCUACAGAAACAUCUGGCAGCUGGUAGACAUUUUUCUGUUGAAGCAAUGGAUGAAGAAGUGAUUGUGGAGAGAUGUGGUAACGCUGCAGUUAUCACACUCAAUAGACCUAAAGCUUUGAAUGCACUGAAUAUGAACAUGAUCAAGAUCAUUUAUCCUCAGCUAAAGAUGAUGGAAAAUGAUCCAGAUGUGAAAGUUAUUAUUAUGAAGGGUGCGGGAGACAAAGCAUUUUGUGCAGGCGGAGACAUUCGAGCUGUUGCUGAUGGGAAGAAAUCGGGAAAUACAGUACCAUCUGAAUUCUUUAGAGAAGAGUAUAAACUCAACUAUGCUAUUGGAACACUGAAGACUCCAUAUGUUGCUCUCAUACAUGGAAUAACAAUGGGAGGGGGUGUUGGUUUGUCUGUUCAUGGCAUGUUUCGUGUUGCCACUGGCAAAACAGUCUUUGCGAUGCCUGAAACAGCAAUUGGAUUUUUUCCAGAUGUUGGAGGUGGACAUUUCUUGCCACGGUUGCAUGGAAGGUUGGGACUCUAUUUGGCUCUUACUGGUACACGACUAAGAGGUCGUGAUGUGCAAUUGGCAGGUGUUGCAACUCAUUAUGUUGAUGCUGACAAGAUUGGGGACUUAGAAUCACAGCUAAUGUCUGUAAGUUCAGACAAUGCAUUAGAAAUUGGCAAAAUACUGGAUGAUGUUCACCAAAAGAGCUCAUCAGAGGAAGCCGACUUCUCAUUGAAGAAGCGCUUGAAUCAGAUCAACAGAUGUUUUGAAUCAAAUUCACUAGAAGGCAUCAUGGAUGCUUUACACGCUGAUGGCAGUGAUUGGGCAAAGGAACAACUAGUCACGUUGAAUAAAAUGUCACCAACGUCUAUGAAGGUGACAAUAAGGGAGCUUGAAGAAGGUCGAAGACUUAACUUGAAAGAAGACCUAGAGAUGGAAUACAGAAUUAGUCAGCGAUUUAUGGAUGGAAAUGACUUCUUUGAGGGAGUUAGAGCAGUUCUUGUUGAUCGAGAUAAUUCACCCAAGUGGAAACCUUCUUCUAUAUCUGCUGUUACUCAAGAUGAAGUUGGUACUUACUUUCAAUCCCUUGGAGAUCAAGAUCUGAACCUGCAAUGAACUAAACUGCACAAAUGCUAGGCAUAUCUGUAAUACAGGAACUCGUUCAUAGCCUUUGUAUAUGCAGUUCAAGGACAGCUAAGUACCGUAGAGACAGAAACCUGUUUUUUCUACUGCA